AUGUCUCGCCUCGUGAGCGACGCACACCGCCGGUGCUUCGAACUGGAGCGCGUCAUAGCCAGCCGCGCCCGCUCGGGGCACCUCGGCCUCGACGACGUGCUCAAGCUAUUUGAUGAAUUGCUUCCGCACGCCAGGCCUGCCUCGGUUACCGCCUUCAACCAGAUUCUCACCGCUGUCUCUCGUGCCUCGGGCCGGCGCUCCUCCUCCACCUCAGACUCAGAGCUGGUCGUCUCUCUCUUCAACCGGAUGAUCCGUGAAUGCUCCACCAAGGUGACUCCCAACCUUUGCACCUACAGCAUCCUCAUCGGCUGUUUCUGCCGCAUGGGCCACCUGGAGCAUGGCUUCACCGCCUUUGGUCUCAUCCUUAAGACGGGCUGGAGGGUGAAUGGCAUAGUCAUCAAUCAACUGCUCAAAGGUCUCUGUGACGAAAAGAGGGUGAGUGAGGCCAUGGAUGUUUUGCUCCAACGAAUGCCUGAGCAUGGUUGCACACCGAAUGUGGUUUCAUACAACAUACUCCUCAAGGGUUUCUGCAAUGAAAAGAAAGCUGAGGAGGCACUUGAGCUGCUGUGUAUGAUGGCUAAUGAUCAAGUGGACAGAGCUUACAACCUGUUUCUUGAAAUGAUGGAUCGGGGGAUUCUACCUGAUGUUGUGACAUACACCACAGUAAUUGAUGGCCUAUGUAAAGCUCAAGUGGUUGAUAAGGCUGAAGGUGUCUUUCAGCAGAUGAUUGAUAAAGGUGUUAAGCCAGACAAUGGCACAUAUAACUGUCUGAUCCAUGGAUACCUCUCUAUAGGACACUGGAAAGAGGUGGUUCGACUGCUCAAAGAAAUGUCUACACAUGCAAAUGGUAUUUCACCUAAUCAUCACAUCUUCAACAUAGUGUUCUGUGCAUAUGCUAAAUGUGGUAUGAUAGAUAAGGCAAUGGAUAUUUUUAACAAAAUGAGGCAACAUGGGUUGAGUCCUAAUGCAGUAAGCUACGGAGCACUAAUAGAUGUACUAUGCAAGUUAGGCAGGGUGGAUGACACUGAGGUCAAAUUCGAUCAGAUGAUCAAUGAAGGAGUGACUCCUAACAUCGUUGUUUUGAGCUCCCUAGUUUAUGGACUGUGCACCGUUAACAAAUGGGAGAAGGCUGAGGAAUUAUUUUUUGAAAUGUUGGAUCAAGGAAUCCGUCCUAAUGUGGUGUUCUUAAACACAUUAAUUUGUAACUUAUGCAAUGUAGGACGGGUUGUGGAAGCCCAAAGGCUCAUUGACUUGAUGGAACAUGUAGGCGUAAGGCCGAAUGCUUUCUCAUAUAAUCCGUUAAUAUAUGGUUACUGCUUAGUUGGAAGGAUGGAUGAAGCCAAGAAGAGCCUGUGUUCUAAGGAUCUUCAACUUGACAUUAUUACUUUCAACAUUAUGAUUGGUGCUUUGCUCAAAGGUGGCAGAAAGGAAGAUGCCAUGGAUUUGUUCGCUGCUAUCCCUGCUAAUGGUUUGGUUCCAGAUUACCGCUUAGUUGUAGAAAAUCUCAUAGAAGAAGGGUCACUAGAGGAGUUUGAUAGUCUGUUUUCGGCGAUGGAAAACAGUGGCUGUGUUCCAAACUCACAAAUGCUAAAUUCUUUAGUUAGGAGGUUGUUGCAUAGAGGUGACAUAAGCAGGGCUGGGGCUUACCUCUACAAACUUGAUGAGAAGAAUUUCUCACUUGAGGCUUCCACUACUUCUGUGCUUAUAUCACUUUUCUCGAGGGAGGAAUAUCAGCACCAAGCAAAGUCCCUGCCUGAAAGGCGAAUACCACCAGCUCCUGAGCUGCUCCAUCUAGAAAAGAGGCAGCGGAAGCCUCCUCUGGUUCUCACUGGCUUCAUAUUGAAGCUGGCCACCGGCAACAGGAAGGGAGGUCCCGGGUCAGAGCUCACAAGUCAACCGUUGGGUCGCCUCACCUGGGUCACCUCUCAAUCUGGUGGCAAAAUUUGGAUCCAAGGACUACGAGUACCCGGUCACAGCAUGGACUCUGGACAUGGUAACACGACCGACGAGGGAACAAGGGUUAUUGACAAGUUGGGCAAAGAAGAAGCCGUGAAGACGAUGCAUUCCCAGGAAAAUCAUCUCAAGGAGCUCCAAGCUACCAUUACAGACUUAAAAGCUGAAAUCACCGAGCUCAAGAUUGCAUUGGAAUCAGCUCGUUCUCAAGGAAAGGUGUAG
This is a messenger RNA of Miscanthus lutarioriparius, 2175 nucleotides long. NCBI's taxonomy places the organism in Eukaryota, Viridiplantae, Streptophyta, Magnoliopsida, Poales, Poaceae. The record is from the annotation of a GenBank genome assembly.